Molecule: messenger RNA, 321 nt
Organism: Aspergillus niger
Lineage: Eukaryota; Fungi; Ascomycota; Eurotiomycetes; Eurotiales; Aspergillaceae
Exons: 2
Coding region: 1-321 (106 amino acids)
Source: RefSeq, a predicted model, not a curated record
AUGGAAAAAUGCUCAGGCCCGUUGAGCAGAAUCUAUGCAGGAGUCCGACUAGGCGAGAAAGGCAAGAGAAACACACUUGGGUGCAAGAAGGGAGUCAUCGGAGUGGACCGAGGCGUUCGAGUCCGGACUCGAAGCGGAUCCAAUCAGCAGGCGGUGUCACCAGCAUUGGGCAUCAACGACUCGAUCAUUUGGGGGUGGCAGGGUGAAUCAGAAGACGAGCAGCGGAGCAAGCGUCCUAGAGCAUGCUAUUUCGAGAGUCCAAGAGUCCGAGCUCUCUCUCACACUUCAAACACCGCCGAGGGGAAAGAAAGAGAGAGAUGA